Molecule: messenger RNA, 1412 nt
Organism: Cryptomeria japonica (Japanese cedar)
Lineage: Eukaryota; Viridiplantae; Streptophyta; Pinopsida; Cupressales; Cupressaceae
Product: bark storage protein A
Exons: 6
Coding region: 127-1257 (376 amino acids)
Biological process (GO): nucleoside metabolic process
Molecular function (GO): catalytic activity
Source: RefSeq, a predicted model, not a curated record
UUUUCUUUUCUUCACAUGCACCACUCUAUUAGGAUAAGGUGCGUUUGUUAAACCAUACUAAUCAAUUUCCUAAGAGAUUUCUGGAUGUGCAAAAUCGAGGGUGUUUUUCCCUAUAAAUAGAAAUGAAUGAAGAGCUUGGCAUUGCAAACCAGCUUAGUAAGUGUGCAUCGUAGUUGCUCUAGUCUUUAUUUUGCGAUGGAUUUCUACAAGAAUUCAUCUGCUUUUUUUCUCUUCUUCUUGCUGUGGAUCACUCUUCCUUUCCUCUCUGUUGCUGAAAUACCUCGAGAAAUUGCUGAAAAGAUCGAGCGUGUGAAUAGAAAGGGAGAGCUUUAUGGCCUCGUUGUUUCGAGCAGAGCUGAACUUGAAGUUGUUCUGGACGAGCGCUCUGGAACAUUCCGUCCAGAUAGAGAAUUACCCACCAUAGAUAUCUCUGCGCGCAGGUUCCAUGUGGGAGAAAUUGGAGGGCAUAGGAGUCUCGUGGUUAUGUGCGGAAGGGGAAUGGUGAAUGCAGCACAGACAACACAGUUGAUGGUGACACUGUUUCGAGUGAAGGCAGUAGUUGAGUACGGAAGAGGAUCCAGCGCCAACCCUCGUAAACUCAACAUCGGUGACGUGGCAAUUCCCCGUCAAUUUGCACACACUGGCCUCAUCUUCUGGGAGAAAUUUGGAGGCGACGAUGAGAGAUUCGAUCGUGAUAUUGCAAACCUCACAUUUUCUGACUACAAUGUUGGAAAAUCAAGAGGCCAAGUUGCAAAUGAACUUCAGAGUAUUUAUCCCCAGCGAGAAGAGGUUUACUCAAUGAGAGGAAAGGCUGAAGAGGGAAGACGCCAAUUCUGGUUGAAUGUGGAUAAUGCUCUCUAUACCACUGCACAACAGUUGGAGAAAGUAGAGCUUGAUAAGUGUACGUCAGUGGAAAAAGCGUCUGUAUGUCUGCAAGAGCAGCCAAGGAUUAAAAGGGUUGAGAGGGGAAGCAGUUCCAACUUUUAUGUGAAUAACGAAGCAUACAGAAACUUUCUCCGGGACCAACUGAAUGUGGUCUCGAUCGACACUUCAAGCGCCGCAAUUGCAAUGGUGUGCGAGAGCGAGAACAAGCCGUUCAUAGCAAUGAGAUCCAUCACAGAUUGUGCAGGAGGGUGUACUGAUGGAAACGACAUUACUGUUAUGAGGAAUUUAUGGCCUCACCAUGCUCGUAAGGCAAUCAAUCAGAUCUUCACCAACUUCGCUUUCAUCGACUCCAAUAUCCAUUCGGUUGCUUAAGACUUAAUCCCGUGAAAUGGAGAUGUAUAUAUAUUAAGCUCCAGUGGCUGCUCGAUCUAUCUAUAUGUAUGUACAAUCUAUAUGAGUGUCUUAGCUGCUUCUGUCGCUGCAGAAGUUAUCUUAUUACCAUAAAUAAGAGUGGCUUGUUGUAAACA